AUGGCACCCCGUGGGUACAAUUAUGAUGCUGGAGAACGAGCAAUGGGAGUUGGUCUUCAUGAUGAUAACCGUGGUUGGAUGGAUUCCACUCAUUCUCAUCCAGAUUUUCUUGGACCAGUUUCUGGAUUUGGUCGGCAUCAAAUGGAGCGGUUGACUCCAAGAAGUCCAGGUAGAGAAUACCCUGGUAUUCCAUCUCGUGGAUUUGGAGGCCGCCCACAUGGCCAAUCAGGUCUUGAUGAUAUUGAUAGCAGGGAACCUCGUUCAUUUGGUGAGGGAUCCAGAUCUUUUAACCCACCUUCAGAUCCAGUCGGCAAUUCGUUUCAUGAAACUAGGUUUCCCACUUUGCCUGGCCGCAUGCGGAAAGGCGAGCUUGAUGGUUCGGGGAAUUUGCGAAUGGAUGAGCAUUUGGCAUUUGGUCCUCAGAACAAUUGGAGGGGUGGAGACUUAAUGGGCAGGAGAUUCCGCCUAGCCACUUGCGGAGGGGUGAGCUUUUGGGCCCUCGGAAUUUGCAGAGUCAUUCGCAUUUGGAGAGCCAACUGGCUUUGGGCUUUUUCUGGUCAUUCACGCAUGGGGGAAUUGGCUGGGCCUGGGAACUUCUCCCAUCAUCCACCUUUCAGUGAGUCAUUCGGAGGCAACCAGUCAAGUCAUCCACGUCUUGGUGAGCCUGGGUUUAGGAGCAGCUACUCCCUCCAGGGAUUUCCGAAUGAGGGUGGACUAUAUGCA
Ilex paraguariensis (yerba mate) is the source of this 723-nucleotide messenger RNA. Lineage: Eukaryota; Viridiplantae; Streptophyta; Magnoliopsida; Aquifoliales; Aquifoliaceae. The record is from the annotation of a GenBank genome assembly.